Molecule: messenger RNA, 650 nt
Organism: Aricia agestis (brown argus)
Lineage: Eukaryota; Metazoa; Arthropoda; Insecta; Lepidoptera; Lycaenidae
Exons: 1
Coding region: 23-574 (183 amino acids)
Source: RefSeq, a predicted model, not a curated record
UGUGCGAGUAGCGAAUGGCAAAAUGUCUCUCAGUUGGGGUAUCUGUAUAAUUCUUCUUUCAACACCUAUAGCGGUGGUGUGUAGCGAAACGAAACAAACAUUUAGGCAGUGUCCAAAAGAGUUGAAACCUGGAAAAGAAUUAAAUUUGGAACGGUUGACCGGCGAUUGGUACCCGGUGUACUACUGGCCGAAGAAGUUUGCGCCGAAUGAGUGUUAUAAAGUGACAUUCAAGGAGGUCGCCCAUGCGGACGCGGGGCCAUGUAGAGACAAGAUUCCAGAGGGUGAGAAAAUUAUCCAAUCGACGUUCACGACGCAGCAGAAAACAUGGACCCAAUAUUUCUACGGAGCGGGUGAGGUGACACAUUUCUCUAUGAGCGUAGAAAUCAUUAAAGAAUGUGUGUUCGUCGAUGCGAUGUGGAGAGACCUGGGCAACGGGUACACGCUAGUCACUGCCUGUCCAAUUGGUGCUAAUGCUCUGAUGGCGAGGAAUCUGACGUCAUCUUCUGAACUACAGGUGGUCGUCGACAGCAUUGAUGCUUUGAAGGACACUGAAGGAGGUUCCAGUUGUAUAUAGUCCUUUAUUGAAGGACUUUGUCCUUUGUGGGCUUAUAUAAUUUUGUAAUCAUUAAUAAAGAGUAUAUUUAGAUAAA